AUGUUCUUUCCUGUUUGCUUGCAAUCGAACUGCCACAGACCCGACGGCCAAGAAAUCGAUUCAGUUUUGUGUUUGGCUCCAGUUUAUUCUUUAUUUAUGUAUUUACGUCUUGCUUGCUUUCUUUCCUCAUUUCUUUCUUUCUUGCUGGUUUGCUUUGUAUCAUUCUUUAUUUCUUCUUUCUUUGUUCUAUCUUUCUUUAUCCUUUCUUUCUUGUGUUCUGUCUAUCUUUCUUUUUUCUUUCUUUGUUAUAUUACUCUUUCUUUCUUUCUCAAGCUUCUUUUACUUAUUUCUAAUAUAUUUUACUGUUUCUUAUCGUCUUCCUUUUUCCAUUUUUUUUUCUUUCUAACUUUCUAUCUUUCUUUCUUUCUGGUUUGUUUGAUUUCUUCUCUCUCUCUCUCUCUCUCACUCUCUCUCUAUUUUCCGUUAAAUAUUUUCCUGUUUUUUUUCGUAACUUCGUCAUUUUUCUUUUCCUUUGAUCCAUUCUUAUUUUACCUCCUUCUGAACCUUCUUUUCGUCACACGUAGAUCUAUCUAUCUAUCUAUCUAUCUAUCUAUCUAUCUAUCUAUCUAUCUAUCUAUUUUUCUCUAUUUUCCCAUUGUUAGUUCCUUCCUUAUCGUUUCUUACAUGCAGUCGUUUUUCUUUAAUUCGUUUUUUUUUUCUUUCUCUACGGAGAAGCUCAUCAUAGAUUCACAAAUGAAGCACUACCGACCUUAA
This is a messenger RNA of Acanthosepion pharaonis, 714 nucleotides long. NCBI's taxonomy places the organism in Eukaryota, Metazoa, Mollusca, Cephalopoda, Sepiida, Sepiidae. The record is from the annotation of a GenBank genome assembly.